AAAUUUUUCGAGAGGUUGUUACAUGAAAGGGAAAUGGCGCCGAGGCUGUACGAAGCUGCCGCAACAGUUAUUGAAAAGACACGCAAAAAAGAAGGAUCCGUUAAAACCCUUUGUUUCUCCAGUCGUUUUCACAACAAAAAGCAACUUGCUGCACUUGUUUUGGAAACUAUUAAACAUCUUAAAAUUUUGGAAAAAGUUGUCUUACAAUGUCAACUUGUUUGGACAGAGCUUCCUAAGAUCAAUGAGUCAUUGAGAUUAAUCCUACUUUACGAGACAUUGCUUGGACGGGGAAUUCCGAUUGACAGCAAGUAUUAUGGUUUCUUCCAAACGCAUGAUCAGCUCUUUCGAUCAUCAUUAAAUCAACUUGUUGACAGCCAACCCGGUGCAGUUGGAAGCAAUAAGAAGAAGACCAUAAAACUUCCAAGAUAUGUUCGUGUGAACACGAUAAAAAUAAGUACAGUUGAAGCAAUAGGUGCAUUUAUAAAGGAUGGUUUUACCAAGGUUGAUUCAAAGGAAUACCAUGAAAUAUCCACUGAUGAAUUCACAGUUGAUCAAGAUAUCGAUGACUUGCUGGUUUUUUCAUCUACUGUAGAUCUUCAUGAAAAUGAGUUGUAUAAGCAAGGCAAAAUUUUUUUGCAAGACAAGGCUAGUUGUCUGCCAGCGUUUAUCUUGAACCCUCCACCACAGAGCUUCAUCAUUGAUGCAUGUGCUGCACCUGGUAAUAAAUCAUCUCACUUGGCAUGCAUCAUCAACAACAAAGGGCGAAUCUGUUCCUUUGAUUUGGACAAGGCAAGAUUGGCAAUUAUGAAUAAGUUGCUUCGCAGAGCUGAAGCUACUUGCGUAAAUACGAAUCAUCGCGACUUUUUAAAGGUAAAACAUGACGAUACAAUGUUUUCCAAUGUCGAGUAUAUUUUACUCGAUCCUUCAUGUUCUGGCAGUGGAAUAGUAUCCAGAAUGGAUGACCUACUUGAAGAUGAAGACACAACCUCUGCGACACGUGAAAAACGAUUGAAAGGUUUAUCCGGGUUUCAAACAGCAGCUCUGAGUCAUGCGCUGACGUUUCCACACGUUAAGAAAGUUGUUUAUUCCACGUGCUCGAUACACAAAGAGGAGAAUGAAGAUGUUGUCGAGAAAGCAUGUAAACGAUUCUCCACUUCAUUUCGUCUCGUCAACAUAAUGCCAAGCUGGAAAAACAGAGGAGUAGGGGAGUGGGAAGAAGCUUUCAAGUGUCUACGAGCCGUUCCAGAAGAUGAUCUUACAAACGGUUUUUUCGUCGCCAUGUUUGAAAGAAUCGGACCGACUGUUUUGCAGAACAAACACAAACAAGAAAGGGUUCAUGAAGACAGCGUCGUUAAACGUAAAAAUGGAGACAUAAAUACAGAAAAACAUAAAAAUAAAAAGAGAAAACAAGACGAUGAACAUAAACUUGAUAAAAAUGUUUCAAAACCUACCUUUGCGGAAUUACUACAAGCUACAUCGAGCAAAAAGAGAAAGAAAAGAAGUAAGCGAGUCAAGCAACCUGUGAUUACAUAA
Hydractinia symbiolongicarpus is the source of this 1533-nucleotide messenger RNA. Its product is annotated as 28S rRNA (cytosine-C(5))-methyltransferase-like. Gene Ontology annotation, biological process: rRNA base methylation. Gene Ontology annotation, cellular component: nucleolus. The record is from RefSeq and is a predicted model, not a curated record. Lineage: Eukaryota; Metazoa; Cnidaria; Hydrozoa; Anthoathecata; Hydractiniidae. The coding region runs from base 34 to 1533 and encodes 499 amino acids. Gene Ontology annotation, molecular function: methyltransferase activity. The transcript has 11 exons.